UGCCGUAGCUAGCUACCUGUUUUGUGCGCGCAUGCGCUUAGUGAUUGAUGCAGUUUACUUUAGCAUCGUUUUGAAACAUGUCAGAAAAAGGAGAGGUAGACUUAACUGGAGCAAAGCAAAAUACUGGUGUGUGGCUUGUUAAGGUGCCAAAAUACCUCUCUCAGCAAUGGGCAAAAGCAACUGGCAGAGGAGAAGUAGGGAAACUCAGAAUAUGCAAGAAAGGAAACCAAGGAAAGCCGGAGGUGUCUUUUACUUUGAAUGAAGAGCUGACUGUGAUUGAAGGUUUAGAAGAUAAGACGGUAUCUGCACCUCGUGACCAUCCCUUUACCAUGCAGGCAGUGGGGGGUCAGAUCCUGGCAGUCUUCACAGAGAAUUCCUCGGGCCAGUCAGAAGAAAGAUCUGAUGGCAGCAGUUCGGGGGCGGGGGCAGGACCAGAUAAACUAUCCUUGGAGGGGGUAGUGGUGCAGAGAGCCGAGUGCAGACCUGCUGUUAGUGAAAGCUACAUGAGACUAAAGAAGUUACAAAUAGAGGAGUCCUCCAAGCCAGCCAGGCUGUCCCAGCAGUUGUCCAAACCCGUCACCAACAACUACAAACCUGUGGCCAAUCAUGAAUACAAUCGUGAGUAUGAGAGGAAAAAGAAAGAGGAAGGCAAGAGAGCAAGAGCAGAGAAGCAGCAGGUGUUGGACAUGUUGUUUUCUGCUUUUGAGAAGCACCAGUACUACAACAUCAAAGACCUGGUGGACAUCACCAAACAGCCUGUGACUUACCUGAAGGAAAUCUUGCGGGACAUUGGCAUCUACAAUAUAAAGGGAACGCACAAGAACACCUGGGAACUCAGGCCAGAGUACAGACAUUACCAAGGAGAGGAAAAGACAGAUGAAUAGUUUUACUUCUCCCAAAGGGAUGGCGUCCCCCCUGGAUCAGGCAUGAGCUCCCUUCUGAUUUUCUCUCCCAAACUCGAGACAAACCAGAAAACAAAAUGAUGGAAUAAAGGCUGUUUUUUGUGUGUGUUUUAUUAUGGUUCCCUCUCAUCCUUGACUGAAAACUACGUUCAUCCAACAGAGGAUGACUUUGAUGAGUCAAGCAUCUAUACAAUAUUUUAGCGUGCUGGAAAUGUGUUUAUAAAAUAGUUCAUAACAGUGUUUUUUGAGUUUUUGCAUCCUCAUGAUAAAGUGGGUUUUAGUGUUAUAGACUUGUAAUAUAGCGUGUUGAUUUUACUGCCACAUUGUCAUUCUCAUUUGACUGGUUAUUACCCAUUGAUUAAUAAAACAGUUUCAGUAAAA
This is a messenger RNA of Nothobranchius furzeri (turquoise killifish), 1283 nucleotides long. It is a transcript of the gene gtf2f2a, whose product is annotated as general transcription factor IIF, polypeptide 2a. The record is from RefSeq and is a predicted model, not a curated record. Gene Ontology annotation, cellular component: transcription factor TFIIF complex. Lineage: Eukaryota; Metazoa; Chordata; Actinopteri; Cyprinodontiformes; Nothobranchiidae. Gene Ontology annotation, biological process: transcription by RNA polymerase II; transcription initiation at RNA polymerase II promoter.